UUUUACCUGACACAAUAAACAACUGUUGUUCCGCCGAGUAUGAAGAGCGUGCGGUCCCCGAGACGCGACGUUCAAUCCUCGUGGGUUUCUUUCGGUAUUACCUGUGCGUCGUAUCAGUCGGAAGCAUGAACUCGCUGUGGACAGACGCCAGAGAAGAAAUUCUGGUUUGAACGAAAUCGCAGAAAUUUUUAUCCCACGGAAUGUGUUAGCCAUUGCUGCAUCGGCGACGAUGCACGUACUCUCGUGUUCCGCAAUUUCCAGCGGAUGUGCGGGAUAUUGGUCCGUAUGACCUUGUCGGGAACGCGAAGUUCAUUAGUUCGAGUGUGUAUAAGAUGCAUUUGAUAUAGCAUAUUUCGAAUUCCUCGCGGAGACGCUGCGAAGAUCCUACGUUUCCGCUGCGGAAAAGUGGUUAAUCAGUGAUAACAAGGCUUACGUUCGUGCGCCCGUCGUAAAAUGGUUUUAAAUCGCAACGACAAGAGAAAGAAAAAAGAGGGAGAUCUGGUGGAUCUUAUGGAACCACUUUCAGAAUCUCCGAAAAGAACCAAAGUUCACGCGCAAAGAAAAUUUGCACAGGGUGCAAGUACAUCGGCGUUUAACACAUCACCCACACCCGCUAAGGAUAAAGAGAAAGUAAAGCCACCGCAGGUUACAGAAUUAAUAACGCACAAGCGUCCGAAUACGGAAGACUUCUUAACAUUUCUAUGCUUUAGAGGAACGUCUAUUUUGCCACCCAGUUUGAAUUUCUUCAACUAUAGCACGACAAAAAAUAACCUGACACCUAGGUCCAGUAGAUCUGUACCAGUUCAUACUCCCAUAGACAAGUUGCUUUCUACCGCUGCUGAUGCUGCCCCAGGGACUUCGAAGCAAGAGACGUGUCAGAAGAACGUGACGAAAGUGAAGCCGGUUGUCCCGGUGAAGAAGAAGAUACCUAGUACGAUACAUAAAAGCAUCAGCAAGCUGAAAACAGCCACGUCUACCGUUCAAGCGCUUAAGAAGAAAUAUCAGGAGCAACGUCUCGCUAAGCAGAGGAUAGAGAACAAAUUGAAAGCCACUUGCGUUAUGAGAACAAGGUCGUGUACGGAGAGAACUACGUUGAGUAGCGAGGUGAAGUUGCCGCCGGAGAAGUACCUGCCUCGAAUCGAGACUAAGAGACAUGGUUUGAGAAGCGGUUUGCUGCUGGAUAAAACGAGCAAGCUUCUGCCGAAGACGAAGGACGCGCCUGCCAAGCCGAAGAGAAGGGUUAACUUAAGAUCGAGGAACAGCGAUACCUCGAAUACAGAUGAGUCGUCCGAGGAGGAGGAGGACGACGAGGAAGGGAACGAGGUGGAUGAGUCGCAGUCGGAGAAGGCGACGCAGUCCCAGGUGAAACGCAACGUGCAGAAGAGCAUUCAGAAGAAGAUCUGCACCAGAAGCAAGUCCGACUUGAGGAGAGUCACGAGGUCGUACAGCGGCACGAUCUCCCCGAAGAAUCUCUCGACGAGGCCCACCAGGAAGACCAAGGAAGCGGCCGCCGUGUACAUGGAGAUCCUCGGGAGGAAACUGGUGAGCCCGGAGAUCGAGAACGACGAUAACGUUUCGGUCGAGAGUUUCCCCGAGCUACCGAAUGCCCGUAAAGUAACGCAGACGGAGAGCGACGUCAAGGCGAAAGCGACGACGAAGCAGACGACUGCGGGCAGAACCGUCGGCAGGAGCAAGGAUUUGAAGGCUGCUGAUUCCGACAACGGUAACAAGCGAUUGGACAAAAGCAACACCGACAAGGUGAUACAGCUGAAGAGCAAGCGUAUCAUAAGAGUGCAGAGAUACUGUGAGGAGGACAGCGAGGAGGAGUCCGAGAGUUCGGUGGAGAUGAGCAACACGAGGCCCAUCACCCGGCAGAGUCUCGGCAAACUCGAGAAGUCGGCCGACCGAUCGGUCAGCAGGAGUCUCAGAUCAUCUUCCAAGAACACGCCCGUACCGCCGGAGGAGCCGAGCGUUCCGAGCAACAAGCCGAAGGUUCCGGUUCAAAGUUGCGCGAAGCCCGCCGGCGAGAAGCCGUCGGUGGUGAAGCGCAAACGGGAUCAGAGCGUGCCGAAGACAUCGUCGUCAGCCAACGGUCCUAAACCGAAGAGCUUGAAGAUCGAGCAAAACGAGGACGCGGAAUCGGAGGAGGAGACGCUGGGGAUGCUGCUGAGCAAGAUGAAGAAGAAGAAGGAGAGCAACGAGGAGAAGGAGCAGGUCGCCGAGGAUAUUGUCGUCGAUACGAAGGACGACGCGGCGACGAAACCCGGCGAGGCGCAGAGUACGAAGAUGGAUCUGUCGAAGGUGUCGGACGAUGAGGAGUCUUUCCGCGGAUUCACCAAGAAGGCGAUAUCGAAGGUCUUGGACUCGUGUCAGACGCACGCCAACGUCAAUCUGCUGGUCGGCGAGAAGCUCAGCUACGCCAAGAUGCUGGACAUGACCGAGGCUGAGCAAGGCGCGAGUUCGCAGAAGCCCAAGGAAGAAGUGCCACUAGUCAAUGCCGACGUCUCCGUCGCGAGCUUGCCGAACGACGAGCGCGGCAACAGGGUGUCCGUGCCGAAGCCGAAGUCGACGAUAGACUCGUCCCACAAGACGACCCACGACUCGUCGUCGUCGACCGGUCAGACGAGCAAGAAGUGCAAUCACGAGGACGAGGUCUCCCCCGAUCUCAUGGAGAUGCCGUUGUCGGCUCUGCCUCACACCAGGAAGGAACGGGUGAACAUGUCGACCGAGCGGAUAGAGAAGUGGUUGAACGAGAGCUCGCUCGCCAAGGAGGAGAGCAAGCUGGAGAUGGAGAACGUCUCCAUAUUCAGGUACGACUCCGGCGAGAAACUGAAGACGGACGUCUCGCACCUCUCCAUCCCGACGAAGAUCCAGCACCUGGUGCGCCCGGUCAACGUCACGCUCUCCAAGCUGAUGGACAAGACCAGCCUGAAGGAUCGCUUGAAGAUGCUCAACAAGAGCGCGAUACUGCUCAAGCCCGACACGGUGCACACCGGCGAGGCCGGCAAACCGCCGGCUAUCGUUAGCGCCACCAAGAACAGCGUCUACACCGACGCGAAGCCAAGCGUCUCCCCCGUCGAGGACAACGAUCCCGGCGGGAACAAGGUCUGCGCCGACGCGAAGCCAGCCACCUCCAUCGAGGACAGCAAGACCUGCGUCGACGCGAAGCCGAGCACCUCCCCAGUCGAGGAAAACGAUGCCGGUAAAGGCAAGACUUGCACCGAGGCGAGGCCGAGUACCUCCUCCUUGGCCUCCGAGGAGAAAGACACCGGUAAGAGCAAGCUCGUCUGCACCGAGGCGAAGCCAGGUGUCUCCCUCGCCGAGGAGACGAGGGACGACACCGCGUCGAAGUUGGAUCCGAAGGAAGAAAGCCCCGCGGAAAGGAGGAAGGAAGAAGAGAAGAAGUCGUCGACGGAGAAGAAGAUAUUUCAACCGCGCAAACCGUUUUUACCGAAGGUCAAGGAACGCAAGACCGUGACCCCGAACGCGAACGCGUUCUCGCCGGAGAACGAGAGCAGCGUGUACGCGUUCGAGAGCGACACCGAAGUGCCUAUUAGCACACCCUUCAGGAGGAAAGUCAGGGAGACCGCGAAGUCGAUUACCAACAAGCCGGUCGUGAGAUCGAUCGUGACGUUGAGCUCGAUCAACAAGCCGGCCGUCGGGCAGAUCAUGACGUACAACCCGAAGCCGACCGCGGUGGUGCCGGCGGUAACGUCCACGGUGACGUCCGCGGCAGCGUCCACCUCGAGGUCCGCUAUGGUGUCCACGGUAGAAUCGACGGUAGCGUUCACCAGAACGUCCACGGUGACAUCCACGGUGGUGUCCACGGUGGCGUCCGUGGUUAUCUCCACGGUGACGUCGACGGUGACGUCCACGUCCAAGGCAGAUGAGACGGGCAAGCCGAUCGUCAAGGAAAGCCCUCCGAGCAGCAUCAGCGAGCAGUCGACGAGCACGAUCGAGGCGCCCGCGCUGAAGAGCCAGGAGAUCACGGCCGAGCCGAUAACCGUGGCGGACACGGCCCUGGACUUGAACAAGUUCAACCUCGGCAUGGCCAACAUUCAGGUGUUGCCGCUGAACAAGCUGAUGACCAACUGGAGCAACGACAGCUCCUCCAUCGCGGUGCAGGUGAAUCUGGGUAAGAGCAAGCAGGAGCAGCAAACGGAGACUGACAGGCAGGAGAAGGAGAAGCAGGGGAACGACAGGCAGGGGAAGGACAAGCAGGGGAAGGAGAAGCCGGGGAAGGACAAGCCGAAGAAGGAGCCGAGUCAGCAGCAGCAGAAGAGCACCGAGAUAUCCACGCAGACGGAGACCAGCAAUGACGAGGAGGAGCAGUUGUUCUACAUACCGUUGCAGGCCAUCACGAGGUCCGGCCCGAACCUGCAGAGACGGCAAGUGAUACAGGGGGUGGCCGUUAAGCUCGGCACGGAGGGACGGGUCGGUUCCAACCAGAGGGUGCUCCUCCGGGCGAAAUUGGUCACCAAGUCGCCGUUGUCCAUAGCGCACCACCCGACGCCGGUGGGAACGGUGCAGCCGACAACGCGCGCCCCGCCCAGUUCCGCCCCGGGUGAAGAAGAGAACGUGUCGUCGACGACGCCCUCGUUCGUUAAGAUGGCGGCCACCACGUCGGCUUCGGUAGCCAUCGCGUCGGUCGCGACAACGUCGCUCGCGCCGGCUAAGAUGACGACGACCGUUUCGACCAAGGUGACGACGACGACGACGAUGACCACACCGGUGGUAGCGACCACGUCGAGCGUGGAGGCCGCGCGACCGGUGUCGCCGGCGAAAAGUGACGUGUCGAAUUCGACUCGUAGCAGCGUGAACAUGUACAAUAGUUUAGAGAAGCUCAGGAGGUCCCCGAAGUCGUCCAGGGAGAGAAAGGCUUCCGUGGAUUCGGCGAAAAGCGGAAAAAGAGCGAAGUACAAGCUGAAAGGAUCCGAGUCAUCCUCUGCAAGCAAUAAUACGACAUACUCGAACAUUAAGGACGCGUACGAUGAGUACAGCUUUGUGCCUCAGGCGCCGACGUUCCGUCCGUCGGAGAAGGAGUUUUUGGAUCCUAUGGAAUAUAUAAACAAAAUAAGACCAACCGCCGAGAGGUUUGGAAUAUGCAAGGUCGUGCCCCCGGCGAAUUUCAAACCAGAAUGCAAGGUGUCUGAUGACAUGAGAUUCACCGCUUACAAUCAAUAUGUACACCGCAUGCUUUACAGAUGGGGCCCAAAUGUGAAAGAACUGAUGGCUAUCAAGAAAUAUUUAGCUACCCAAAGUAUCACCUUGUCUCACCCACCAUGGAUCGGUGGUAUGGAAGUCGAUUUGCCUCACCUAUAUCAAACGGUCCAAAGCUUAGGUGGAUUGAAGGAGGUCAUAGAGAAAAAGAAGUGGCAGAAGGUGGCAGAUGGCAUGAAGAUACCCAAAUCCGCGCAAGAUCGUGUCACUAAACUAGAUGAUAUUUAUUGUAAAUAUCUGUUACCGUACGACACGUUAUCUCCAGAGGAACGUGAGAAACUGUUCAACGAGGUCGAAGAGGAAUGGCUGAAGAAGGAAAGCAAAGCCUUGGAACGACAAGAAACGUCGUCCACCGAUAACGACGAAGAGGAGGAGGAAGACGAAAGUUCGGACGAGAUUGAGGAGUGCAUUGUGAAAGGGAGAAACAUGCCGUUGAAUGCCUUCUACCGAAUCGCACGUAACACGCAACGCAUGUGGUUCGGUGAAAAUCAACGAGGCGGCAACAACGAAACCGAAGGCGCCUCCGCACUGGAAGUGGAGAGUGCAUUUUGGAGACAUGUCGUCGAGAGGAAACGGCAUGUGUGCGUGCACGCGGCGAGUAUCGAUUCGAGCGGACGUGGAUUCGGCUUCCCCGUCGCCAAGAACAGUCCAUUCGCCAGACACUCGUGGAAUCUCAAGGUGCUCACUAACAACGCCGGAUCGGUAUUGAGAGCUUUGGGUCCAGUGAUGGGUGUAACUGUGCCAACGCUGCACGUAGGUAUGUUAUUCAGCGCUUGCUGCUGGUACCGGGAUCCUCACGGUCUGCCGUGGAUCGAAUAUCUGCAUACGGGCGCGAAGAAGAUCUGGUACGGGAUACCGGAUGAGCACAACAACAAUUUCCGGGAGGCGCUCUCGAAGAUGGUGCCGCAAUAUUGCAAAAAUAAAACGAUAUGGCUACCAUCCGAUACCGCCAUGGUACCGCCGAAAUUACUGAUAGACAACGAUGUACCCUUAUGCCAGACUGUGCAGGAGCCAGGACAGUUCAUAAUCGUCUUCCCAAAAGCGUUCACGUCGAGCAUAUGUACCGGUUACGUGGUAUCCGAAAGUGUAUAUUUCGCGCAACCAUCCUGGUUAGAAACCGCCGAGCAAGUGUUCAAGGAUAUACAAGACAGUUGCGAACCCUCUAUCUUUUCAUUCGAGAGAUUGCUAUUUAAUAUUAUUAAUGAUCCGAGAUAUACUCAGCUAGAUAUAUUGAAACAGAUACUGCCAAGUGUCCUAAGGAUUCAUAACAGAGAAUUAGAGUAUCGUAAACAGCUAGAAGACCUGGGCCUUAACAAGAAAGAAAGAGUGCCUCUACCAGGUAGAAAGAAGAAGAAGAAGGGGAAGAAGGUGAAAGAGGACGACGAUGAUUACGAAUGCGAGACGUGUAGAGCCAAUUUAUUCGUGUCAAUAGUGACCAAUACGCAAGAGGACACUUUUUACUGUCUACCGCACGCACUGGAAUUACUCAAUCGUAAAAAGCAACUUUUGAAGCAUUGCGUCUUAAUGUAUACGUACAAUGAAGACGAAUUGGACGAAUUGAUUAAAAAACUAGAGCAGAAGAUCGAAGCCAAAACUAAAAAGACUAAUCAAAGCAAACAAACUAAGUAAAAUAGACAAAAAUCUGUUAUCAUAUUUAUUUAUAAUAAAUAUAACAUCGUUAUAGUAAUAAGGUGUCUAUAAUAAUAUGUGGAGAUUCUCUGAAUAUAUAUGUGUGUGUGUAUGCAGAAAAUCUCUAUAUAUUGUUAUAGAUAUCAUAAUCAUUAUAGUGAAUAUCAUUAUAAUGAAUAUUAUUUUAAUGAACAUAAAAGAGAUUGUUUUUUUAAUAAUAUAUAUUUAUUAUCAAUAUUAGGGCAGUAUCGUAAUGCGCAUAAUAUAAGGAAACAUAAUCGUAUUAUGAAGUGAAUGAAAUUUAUCUGAUAAUAAAUUCUUCUCAUUGACAAUGCUCCGAGGAGAACCGGCAUUUGUACUUUUUAAUAUUCUUGGUGAUAUUUACAGUUACUAUAAAUUACGCGUCUUUUUAUAUAGCUACGCUUUUAGGUUUUAAAUGCCUCUUCUCUUCCUGUACAUCAAUCGUAGUAUAUCCCGCUUAUCGUAUUGGAAAUUGUUUAUAAAAUUUCGACUUAUUUAGGCAUAUAGUAGGACAAUACGAAAAGUUGUAUAAAAGGUUCGAAUUUUUUCGUAUAAUUUGGUCGGAAAUUUUAAAUAAUGAAGGUAAUUAUUAUAUAUAGAUAUUGUAUCUAUAUAAUACAUUUGUUGCAUAGUUUCCAAAAAGUACCAUUGUGCAUAUCCCUGUUGAAAAUUUCCAGGUGGAUUUCCACGGAAAUCCAUGUAAGAAUCCGUGCAGAAUAAUACAAAUUCACGUAGGAAUCCACGUAGUAUAUAGAAAUCCACAUAGGAAUCUGCAUGGUCUGUGAAAAUUCAUAUAGGAAUCCACGUGGAAUUCCUAUCUAAGACCUGGGUUUUUGGCGCAAAUCUCUAGGAGCAACCAUGGAAUUCCACGUGGAUUUCCUAUAUGGAUUCCCACCUGGUUUUUUUUUUCAAUGGGGAUUACUAAAAUGUUAGAGCAAAAUAUUAGAAUGAAAUUCCAAAGAAGCGAGAAAAUCGCGCGCGCGCACGUGUGUAUCCGCUAUAUAAAUUUAGUUUUUAAAAUUUAUAUAAUAACGAGGUGAUCUUGUCUACUAACUAGAUUGUAAUUUAGCAUAACUGCCUGACAGAGUGACAUAAUAUAUACGAUUUUUUUAUA
Messenger RNA from Dinoponera quadriceps, 7984 nucleotides. RefSeq lists its product as uncharacterized. The transcript has 12 exons. Bases 454 to 6849 code for a protein of 2131 amino acids. Gene Ontology annotation, molecular function: DNA binding; histone demethylase activity. Gene Ontology annotation, biological process: chromatin remodeling. The record is from RefSeq and is a predicted model, not a curated record. Lineage: Eukaryota; Metazoa; Arthropoda; Insecta; Hymenoptera; Formicidae. Gene Ontology annotation, cellular component: nucleus.